Messenger RNA from Sclerotinia trifoliorum, 2149 nucleotides. NCBI's taxonomy places the organism in Eukaryota, Fungi, Ascomycota, Leotiomycetes, Helotiales, Sclerotiniaceae. The record is from the annotation of a GenBank genome assembly.
AAUUAUUUUAUUAUUUCAUUGUUUCCUUAUUCACCUAGAUCAUCUAGAUGGUUCAUCUAUAAUAUUAUCAUGUUAAACUUUGAACCACUAACAUCAAAAUAAAGAUCAUCUCAUUCACUACUCCAUAUAUAAACAUAUCAUAUUGAGUCUACUCGGGCCGAGACUUUCUUAUUCACUGUCCUUCAAUAUGGCACUACCGAGAUAUACGGCUUUAUCCUCAUCUUCUUAAACUUUCUUAAAGUAUUUGUCUAUAAAAUAGAUCUGAUUCUGUUCUUGAUAAACAUCAAAAUCAACAAUUACGCAACAUACAAGUCUUUUCAUCAAUACCGUCCAUCCCAUCUCACAUUUUGAGCUCGCUUAUCAUUAUGACUUCAGAUUCACCAAUCACUUUGUUCCUUCAACCUUUGGAUGUUGACAUAAAUAAGAUUCAUGCACUAGCUAGGAGUCUUUGUGAGACAUUUAAGAAGUUGGCAAAGGAAUCUACAAAUCAGUUUUUGCAAACUCCUAUCUCUGAAGAAGUGUUAAGACCAGAGAAAGAGAAGGAGGGAAGAUAUUUGGCAGUCGAUAUGUGAGUUCACAAAGAUCAGACUGAAAGAAUCCUGAAACUGACAUACAACAGCGGAGGUUCAAAUUUGAGAGCUGGAUUUAUUGAGCUUUCCGGAUCGUCUACUGAAGGUGGUGUGAUAUUGCCAGGUGAAAUUAAUAGACUUCUUGAGAAGUCAUGGCAAAUUGGUGAAGAUCACAAAUCGAAUAAUGCAUAUGAGCUAUUCGUAUGGAUUGGAAAAUGUAUUGCGGAAGUUGUUCAGGAUGGAGUCGAUAAAUGGGGUUUACAGCUGCCUUCUGAAUUACCGAUGGGCGUGACCAUGAGUUUCCCAAUGAUGUUUGAUAUCCCCUUUCCUGUCUUUAUGGAACGAUCACUAACAUUUGAACAGCCAAAAAUCAUUGUCAGAAGCAAUCUUGAUGUCUAUGGGCAAGGGAUUUGCUAUAACCUCAAAUCUGAAUCUUGGCCAGCAGCUUCUAAAAGGCUACGAAAUAUCAUCCAAGCCCCAUCUUCCCCGCAUCAAAAUAACCGCCAUAGUGAAUGAUUCCGUGGCAACUCUAAUAUCAUUCGCCCAUCAACAUCGACAUACACUGCAUCAAAAGCCCUCCAUGGGCCUAAUCGUCGGUACUGGCUGCAAUGCCACUAUACCCCUCUCAAUAUCCAAGCUCCAUUCCACCAAACAACCCUCUGCUAUCCUCAAAUCCGAGGACCACAAACAAAACGACACCAAGAUCAUCAUUAACACAGAAUGGUCUAUCAACGGCACCGCUCCUCCCCUCAGCGCCCUUAACUUCAUCACAAAAUGGGACACUAUUCUCGACGCCAACAGCGAAGCCCCAGGUUUCAUGCCCUUCGAAUACAUGACUGGCGGCAAAUACCUCGGUGAACUAGGCCGUCUCAUAAUCUUCGACUAUUUCACCACCCAACUCCAGCUACCCGUGGAGACAAUCCCUCUUGUUCUCCGCAAACGCAAUGCACUGGAUGCAAGUGUUCUUGCCAAAGUAGGAAGAGAAGACCAACUAUGUCAACCACUCGAUCUCGCAAUGCCAUUCCCAGUAGAUCCAAACACCGGCAAACAAAAAAAAUGGACACCCGAAAUGGCAGACAUCAUAGUGCAAGUAGCAAAAACCAUCCAAAAACGCGCAGCAGGCAUGCUAGCAGCCGCAAUAAUCGGACUCCUAACCACAGCCAACGAAAUCCAUCUGUCCUCGUCAAGCUCCCGACCCAACUCCUCCUCCAACACAAGCUCCUCAGAAGCUUCCCAACCCACCAAAUCUACGCAACCCUCCGACAACAUCACAGAACUCUUCGUAGGUUACACCGGCUCCUGCAUCUCCCAUUUCCAGGACUACCUUGCAGAUUGCCAAGCAUACCUCGACGAUAUCAUGCGCAAGGAACAUGGUCCCGAUAAGGGCGGAAAGAGAAUCGUGCUUGAAGCUUGUAUGUACGGUAGUAUUAUUGGAGCGGGGAUUUUGGCGGGGACGGUAGAGGGUAUGGAGGAGGAAAAGAAAAAGUGUGGUUGAGGAUGCGGCGGAGGGAGUGGUGGGCUAGUUUGUAGAAUUUUGUGAUUUUCCCUGUGAGGUUCCGGCGGGAAUGAGAAUGAGAAUG